UGGCAGAUCACCUCAGUCUGCCGCUGGAGUUUGAAUCGCUCGCAUCGGGUGUUCGCGUUCGCGUUUGCAUUUGCAUUUCUUUGCAUUUCCAUUUCCUCACACAACAAACUCGAGCAUUCAUUAUAAAAUCCAAUUAAAGUUUAUAACUAAUCGGCGAAGAGGUCACGCGGCUGCUGGCAGUGAGUUGAAAGUGCCACCAGCGAAUCCAUCACAUCGCAACGAAUCGAUCUGAAAAUAAAACGCUAAGAAACUUCGCCUCUGUGUUGGUUGUUGGCUGGUGUGUACCUUGGAGGUAUCGCGUCGAGGUAUCUAAGCGCACAUCUACACUGGGUCUGGACCUGGAGUUAAAGUUGGAAACUCGUUUUUCAAAACCAAAACGACGAACAAAAAAGUCUGCACAAAACGAGAAAAUAAGCGCGGUCGCGAAGAAAACAACAACAACAACAGCAACAGGGGGAGAAGAAGAAAAAAAAAAAGCACAAUAAUAUAAAAGAAAAGCAAAAGCAGAUCCAGAACCAAAAACACAGCCAAAACCAAAACCAAAACGAAAACCCGUCGGGAAACCGAGGAGCCAAGAGUAAGAGCCAGGCUCACUGUGAUUUGGUUUGGUUUUUGGCCGCCGCCGCCACUCGCCCUUCUGCAUUCUUUUCGCUUGUUUACUUAUUUUCGUGUGCUGUGCUGUGCUGUGCGGUGCGGUGCGGUUGCUUCACUUGUUGCAGCUGCACAUAUAUCCCUCUCCCAUAUCCACGUAUAUAUAUAUAUAUAUUUUUAUGUGGGUACUCGCAUAUUCGGAUUCGGAUUCGGGUUCGGUUUGUAUGCCAUAGAUACGGUGCCUGGCCUGCAAACCUGUUCCUCCGGCCGCGACUCUUUGCUAGUGUGUUAGUGCGGUGUUGUGCCGUAGUGUGUUGUUGUGUGUUGUGCCGAGAGCCUGUAUACGAAAAAUACGGAAUUAUUCAAAUAAGAAAACCGUCGUCGUCCACACAAAUGUUCAACAACGAUGGCCACAUUGGGCCUGUCAAAAGUCUUCAUACUGGAUAAAUAUUUCACCGAAUUGCAAAAAUUUUGGGAGACGGAGAAGAAGCUGCAGGAUGCAUCUUCAUCCAACGAGGCAGUUCAUCUGCAGCAGCGUCUCAAGAGCUUGAGCACCGAGCUGGUUACCCUGCGAAAUCGUCUGCAUGUGGGCCAAGGACCGGGUCCGAAUCAGACGCCAAACCAGGGAAAUGGCUCUCAAUCCCACAGCUCCCCAGGUGGGGCCAAUGCGGGUCCGAAGGCCAACAACUUUGACCUGAAUGCCUCCAGUCCGAAUCUUAACCUGAGUUCCAGCGGCGGAGGACUUUCCGCCAGCGCUGUGCAACAGCACACCAAUGGACACCACACGGCAUCGAAGAAUCACAACUUCAGCCAAACACUGCCAUCAAACUCCGGGGGAGGAGGAGGAGGCGGAGUAGGCGGAGUAGGAGGUGGGGCUGUGGUGUCGUCGAGGAACACCUCCAUUCCACACCCACUUCCGCACCAGCUGGUCGAGAAGCCGGGCCUGUCGCACCACCAGAGUGGCAGCGGACAUGGCCAAUCCACUGGGACACUGCCGCACUUGAGCAGCAUGGGAAACAUUCUGGGGCAUGGUUCCCACUCUUCGCAUGCCCCGGUCAACACCACCAACUGCAACUCCAACACGCUGCCCCUGCGAUCCUCCAACUCGGGACACCUGGGCACAAAUGGAGGCGGCGGUGGUCACCAUCUUAGCCACGCCCACAGCCAGCAGUUGCCAUUCAUCCCGCUGCCGAAGCCCGCCAAUCCCUGCCAGAGUGUCAAGACGCUGCCCUUUGGAUUCGGGUUUGCCGGUGGCCAGCAGAAGCUGCAGCAGCAGCAGCAGCAGCUGACCAACCCCCUGCCCAAGGACAUGCAAGACCUCAUCCACCUCUCCGGACCGCUCACCGAGCACGCCGUGAUGCGAACGCUGCAGGCCCGCUUCAACGAGCAGCGGUACUUUACGAACGUGGGUCCGAUCUUGCUCUCCAUCAAUCCGUACCUGGAUGUGGGCAACCCGCUGACCCUCACCUCCACCCGCGCCCUGCCGUUGGCCCCGCAGUUGCAGAAGAUCGUCCAGGAGGCAGUGCGUCAGCAGAGCGAGACGGGCUAUCCGCAGGCCAUUAUCCUAUCGGGGACAUCGGGAGCGGGCAAGACGGCCAAUGCGAUGCUGAUGCUGCGCCAGCUAUUCGCCAUUGCCGGCGGAGGACCCGAGACGGAUGCCUUCAAGCACCUGGCCGCUGCCUUCACGGUCCUCAGAUCCCUGGGUUCGGCUAAGACCACCACCAACUCGGAGUCGAGUCGCAUUGGACAGUUCAUCGAGGUGCAGGUCACGGAUGGGGCCCUCUACCGCACCAAGAUCCACUGCUACUUCCUGGACCAGACGCGCGUCAUCCGGCCGCUGCCCAAAGAGAAGAACUACCACAUUUUCUACCAACUGCUGGCCGGUCUCAGUCGGGAGGAGCGGCAGAAGCUCCAUCUGGAUGGCUACUCGCCGGCCAAUCUGCGCUACCUGCGAGGAGACACUGGACAGAACGAGAAGGAGGAUGCGGUGAGGUUCCAGGCGUGGAAGACCUGUCUCGGCAUCCUGGGCAUUCCAUUUCUGGACGUAGUCCGAGUCCUGGCCGCCGUCUUGCUGCUCGGAAACGUCCAGUUCAUCGAUGGUGGGGGCCUUGAAGUGGACGUGAAGGGGGAGACGGAGCUAAACUCGGUGGCCAGUCUGCUGGGCGUUCCGCCGGCAGCCCUCUUCCGCGGACUGACCACCCGCACCCACAACGUGCGCGGCCAGCUGGUGAAGUCCGUGUGCGGCGAUGGCGAUGCCAACAUGACGCGCGACUGCCUGGCCAAGGCGCUCUACUGCCGCACAGUGGCCACCAUAGUUCGGCGGGCCAACAGCCUGAAGCGCCUGGGAUCCACGCUGGGCACGCUCAGCUCGGACUCGAACGAAUCGGUCCACAACCAGGCGGAUGCCGCCUCGCAGCACGCCUCCACAAUUGGCGGCGGCAAUGCGGGCUCCAAAUCAAUGGCGGCCCUUAACAAUGCGGUCCGCCAUGCCACCGAUGGCUUCAUUGGGAUUCUGGACAUGUUCGGGUUCGAGGAGCCCUCGCCACAGGCACACCUGGAGCACCUAUGCAUCAACCUGUGUGCGGAGACCAUGCAGCAUUUCUACAAUACGCACAUCUUCAAAUCAUCGGUGGAGUCGUGCCGCGACGAGGGCAUCGUGUGCGACACCGAGGUGGACUACGUGGACAAUGUGCCCUGCAUCGAUCUGAUAUCCUCGCUGCGAACGGGUCUGCUCAGCAUGCUGGAUGCCGAGUGCUCGGUGCGGGGCACGGCGGAGAGCUAUGUGGCCAAGCUGAAGGUGCAGCACCGCAGCUCCACACGCCUGGAGACGAAACCCACCGCCGAGCCGCACGAUCCGCGCAUGUUUCUCAUCCGUCACUUUGCGGGGCGGGUGGAGUACGAUACCACCGACUUUUUGGACACCAAUCGCGAUGUGGUUCCGGACGAUCUGGUUGCGGUGUUCUACAAGCACUCCUGCAACUUCGGCUUCGCCACCCAUCUCUUUGGCUCCGAACUGAAGGCCCUGUAUGCCCAGCAGCAGGCGCCGCGGGGUCUCAGCUUCCGGAUCUCGCCCACCUCGCAUUCUGAUCUUCUCAACGGGGACGAGCCGGUGUCCACUUUGACGCAGGACUUCCACACCAGACUGGACAACCUGCUGCGCACUUUGGUGCAUGCUAGGCCGCACUUUGUGCGCUGCAUCCGCAGCAAUGGCAACGAGUUGGCCGGCAGCUUUGAUCGGGCCACGGUGGUGCGACAGAUUCGAUCGAUGCAGGUCCUGGAGACGGUCAACCUGAUGGCCAGUGGGUUUCCGCAUCGCAUGCGCUUCAAGCAGUUCAAUGCCCGCUACCGGAUGUUGGCCCCCUUCCGCCAGCUGCGACGCAGCGAGGACAAGGCUCUGGAGGACUGCCAGCUGAUUCUGCAGUAUGCCCUGGAACAGCCACCGGUGCUGGAUGGCUCCGUGACCCUGGCCUGGGCGCCCGGCAAGCGGCAUGUCUUCCUCAGCGAGGGCAUUCGCCAGCACUUGGAGCACUUGCGAACGGAGAUCCGGCACAAGAGUGCCACCCUAAUGCAGGCCACCUGGCGCGGUUGGUGGUGGCGCAAGAAGGUGGGCAGUGGCGGCGUCAAACGCUCCAGAGCAACCGCCGGCCACCACCCAGGACCGGCUGCAGGUGCUCCGCUCCCGGCUGCCAAGACGAACACAGCCCACAAUGCCAGUGCGCAGAGCAAGGCCGCAUCAUCCACAAUGGCCGCCUUGGCAGCGGUGGCAGCUGCUGCCCCCAGUUCAGUGCCACGUCUUUCGGCCAAGACAACGGGACUGGGAAUUGGCGGCACAACGACCAGACCCCGACCACAACCCAUCGCCGGGACUCCUCCGCCGGAUCCGCAUGAGAAGUGCGACCAAAAGAUCAUACAGCAAACCUGUAACCUCUUUGGACUGGAUUUGGAACGUCCGCCGCCGGUGCCGCCGUCCCGCUGCUACACGAUCAGCGGCAACUCGAAGCUGGGCUAUCCGCAGAGUCGGGUCAUGAAGACGAACUUCCCGGAGGAGGGCCAGUCGGAGGCGCUGCAGUUGAAGAAGGGCGAGGCGGUGACCGUGGUGAGUGCGUCCACCGGGCGUGGCCACCUGCUGGUGGAGCACAAGGGCCAGAGCUUCCACGUGCCGUUCCAGUACAUGGAGCUGAUGACUUCGGAGGCAGCGGCUGGCGGAACCAACCUGGCUCCUUCGAUUCCGAUUCCGACUGGCCAGGCCAAUGGUGUAAAAAUUUGACGAAAUCGACGGAAUAUCAGAUUAUAAUAAUAUCCCCAUUAUAUCCCCACUGCUCCAAGACUGUACAUAUUUAGCUUGGUAGACUAAGAAACCACCAAUUACUUUUUUAAGCAAGCGCAUGCAAACUGAGGUGCUAUAAUUGGCCCUGGAUUUACGUAGUAUUAUUAUUGUCGUGUUUAUAUGUAUAAACGCCAAUCAACAGGUUGUAGUUUCGCAUCCAUACCCACAAGUGCCAAUCGAAUAAGUUCUUCCAUCUAUUUCAUAAGUAUUUUACAUGUUACUGAGAUUACUUUAUUCGCCGUUAAAGGUCAACACUCUGAGUAAUUAAUUAAGAUUCAACAUUACCAUUCAAACUUAUAUUUGCAUUAGUUUAAGAAUUUCGUAUUUUCAUUGACUAAGAUUCAUUCCGUCAUUCAAAUAAACGAAGCAUGCAUUGAAUUAUUUAAA
Molecule: messenger RNA, 5305 nt
Organism: Drosophila elegans
Lineage: Eukaryota; Metazoa; Arthropoda; Insecta; Diptera; Drosophilidae
Gene: dachs
Product: unconventional myosin-Vb
Exons: 7
Coding region: 998-4858 (1286 amino acids)
Biological process (GO): actin filament organization; vesicle transport along actin filament
Cellular component (GO): myosin complex; actin cytoskeleton; vesicle
Molecular function (GO): ATP binding; cytoskeletal motor activity; actin filament binding
Source: RefSeq, a predicted model, not a curated record